Molecule: messenger RNA, 783 nt
Organism: Mucor mucedo
Lineage: Eukaryota; Fungi; Mucoromycota; Mucoromycetes; Mucorales; Mucoraceae
Product: ribosomal protein L23/L15e core domain-containing protein
Exons: 3
Coding region: 156-596 (146 amino acids)
Biological process (GO): translation; ribosomal large subunit assembly
Cellular component (GO): ribosome; cytosolic large ribosomal subunit
Molecular function (GO): structural constituent of ribosome; rRNA binding
Source: RefSeq, a predicted model, not a curated record
AAGUGUUAUUGGGGGGUGGGGAGGGGGAGAGUAGUUUAUCGAGAUGUUGAGUGUGUGGGGAUGUGUGGGGGGUGCAGGAUGUGUAGUGGGCAUAGUGUGCAAAGAAGUCAAGUGCGAUUUCCAAGAUUAGUCCCUCCUCCUCUUUAACGUCAAACAUGCCUGCAAACUCAGCUCCCAAGGCUAAGGCUCAAGCCGCCAAGAAGGCCGCCCUCAAGGGUGUUCACGGUAAGGCCGUUCGCAAGAUUCGUACCUCCACUCAUUUCCAUAUCCCCAAGACUUUGGUUUUGAACCGUGCCCCCAAGUACGCUCGUAAGUCUAUUGCCCAUGCUCCCCGUAUGGAUCAAUACCGUGUUAUCCGUCAACCUCUUAACACCGAGACUGCCAUGAAGAAGAUUGAGGAACACAACACCUUGACUUUCCUCGUUGAUGUCAAGGCCAACAAGAACCAAAUCAAGGAUGCUGUCAAGAGACUUUAUGAUGUUGAGGCUGCUCAAGUCAAUACUCUCAUCAGACCCGAUGGUUACAAGAAGGCCUUCGUCCGCUUAACUGCUGACGUUGAUGCCCUUGAUGUUGCCAACAAGAUUGGUUUCAUUUAAAUUGCUCGUUUUUUAAAUAAAAUAAAUCACUGGGAAACAAUAAAAAAAGAUCACCUCUUAUUUAUUUUUUAUAAACGUGUUUAUACGGGUUUGCAUACAUGUAUGUAGUGUUAAGUGGUGCAUACCCUACGGCUGUGUUGCAUAGUGUAUCGACCCGAGAAAUGUACCUGAAAAGAGAGAAAAAAGC